UCUCAACCCCAUGAUCCGAACAGACGAACUGCAAAUGUGGUUUUUUUUUCAGCUCAAGCUUUUCGUAUUAUCACAGACUGUGGUAUUAUAAACAGAAUUGAGAGAACCUCGAACAUAAAAAAGUGAAAAAAUGGAACCAAGUGUGCUUUCGCUACUGGGAAAACAAUUUGUUCGUGGAAUUUCGACCUCAGUUUGCGCGUGUGGAAAACGCAAUUUCAAAAAGUUCCCUAUUUUCAACAAACGAGGGACCAGAGAUUUUAAAGCACGACAAGCGAAAAAUCCCCAUCCUGAUGUUCCUAUUCACAACUAUGGAGUUAGACCUAUUGGUUAUAAAGCUGGGACGUCUUUUGUGAAAAUCAAUGAGCUGGUUCCUGAAAUCCUUGUUCCAGACUUGACUGGUUUCAAGUUGAAACCAUAUGUUUCUUACCGUGUUAAUGAUAUUGUGCAACCACCAAUGACUCCUGAAGAAUUGUUUGGUGCUGUCUACGUUAAGAAAAUAACAGAAGACUUCAAAUUGGCGAAACUUGGACCUGACAACCAGCCCUUACAUCCCAGUCCUGAAGAAAGCCUUUCACCUGAAGAAGCUAAAGAAAAAGUCGUAUCAAUAAGAAGUGACAUUGUAUGAAUAAAUGUCUUUAUUUCUCAUUAAGUUUCCACUUGUGGAUCAGUUAGAAUACACAGAGCAACAUAGA
This is a messenger RNA of Daphnia magna, 692 nucleotides long. It is a transcript of the gene mRpL41, whose product is annotated as 39S ribosomal protein L41, mitochondrial. Gene Ontology annotation, cellular component: mitochondrial large ribosomal subunit. NCBI's taxonomy places the organism in Eukaryota, Metazoa, Arthropoda, Branchiopoda, Diplostraca, Daphniidae. The transcript is spliced from 3 exons. Gene Ontology annotation, biological process: translation. Bases 131 to 625 code for a protein of 164 amino acids. Gene Ontology annotation, molecular function: structural constituent of ribosome. The record is from RefSeq and is a predicted model, not a curated record.